Messenger RNA from Amphibalanus amphitrite, 1291 nucleotides. RefSeq lists its product as uncharacterized. The record is from RefSeq and is a predicted model, not a curated record. NCBI's taxonomy places the organism in Eukaryota, Metazoa, Arthropoda, Thecostraca, Balanomorpha, Balanidae. The transcript has 2 exons. Bases 551 to 1036 code for a protein of 161 amino acids.
CUUGCAUUGCUAUCGUGUCGACAUUUCUGGCGGACCUCACAAAGUUUUGAUGUUUCUAUUUUGAUUUUGAAUGUGUUUUCUCGUUUGGGGCCUUGGUCCUUGGAUAGUUGAUAAUAUUUGUAAGGACUAAUGAAUUAAUUCUAAAAACGAAAACUUUUACCAAGAAUAUUAGAAAAGGGAGCUGGCCGGGGAGGAGGGGCGGGACCUGGUAGCGGCCGCCGACCGCCGGCUGCCGCCCGCCGUCGGUGACGGCGCCGCGGUGUUCGCGCUGCUCGAGGCCACCCUGAACGCCACGGAGCCGGCGGCGGCGUGCCGGAGCCGCGCCGCGCUCGGCGGCUGGUGCCUCUGGUGCGCGCUGGUCAGCGUCGACGCCGACUCGGUGCUCUGGAAGGCCGGCUCGGAUGGCAGCAAGGAGGUGUGCCUGGACCGGCUGCCGGACGCCGACGGGCCGCGCCGCUGCCGCGUCAUCUCGGUCGGCAUCAACAACGACUUCAGCUUCGACCUGGCGGCGGCGCGGCUCGGCUGCCGCGUGGACGCCUUCGACCCGACCAUGGAGCGGCCGGACGGCUGGGUGGCCGAGCGGCUGCGCUUCCACGGCGUGGGUCUGGCGGCGGCCGCCGGGCCGGCGACUGUCGGCGGCCGGCCGGUGCCGCUGGACACGCUGGACGGCCUGCUGCGGCGCGCCCAGCUGGCCCGCGGCCCGGUCGACUACCUGAAGCUGGACAUCGAGGCGGCCGAGUGGACGGUGCUGGAGGCGCUGCUGUCGGCCGGCGGCGGCGCGCUGCGCCGGGUCCGCCAGCUGACGGUCGAGCUGCACCUGUACCAGUGGCAGCCGGAGCUGAGCGGCCGGCCGCCGCCCGCGCUCACCUCUCGCUCGGCCCGACGCAUGCUGCGCCUGCUGACGGCCCUGCGGCUCGCCGGGUUCGCGCUGCUCGACACCAAACCGUACAAGAGCUGCACGCCGGUGGCCGGCGGCCGGUGCAUACCGUGGAUCUAUGAGACGCUGUGGGUGAACGACUCGGCGCCGCUCGACUAACGCGGCCGGAAAUCGGCAGCGGGAGCGGUGACUCACCUUAUCUUUACCGUCCAAAUCGAGUCAACUGGCGACAGCACCGUCCGAAGCGGUGAACCGAUGUGACAUUGCUAAAGGUGACAGCUGACUUCGAUUCGCGAUUACUGUGACUGUGGACAAUGUUUGUUCUUUGUAUGAUGUCAACGAAUGCUCACCAGUGCAACAGACAUGCACACUGCGCACAAUACCGACGGGAAAAUAAGUAAGGUGGAACGGAUC